UAACCCCUACGCUUCUCUCUCCGCAAUUACUCCUUGAGAGCAUCUCUCUCUAGAAUAUUGAGUAUUGCUGACUUGAGCGUUGGAGUGUUUUCCCCGAGGAAACAACCUCGGGUGUUUCCUCGGGAUUUCCAGGUGUAGAAGCAGCUAAGGACUUCAACAGUGUUGGAUCGUGAAGCUGCCCAAACAUUUGGCACCGUCUGUGGGAACUCAAACGAGAAGUUGUGGAGCUUAACCCGCUGAAAUAGAAAAUGGUUCGUACUUUUACAAGAGGUCACCCUCCGAGAAAUGAAGUGGACGAACAGGAGGAUGCCCAAGUAUCUGAGCCCGGCUUGAAUGACUUUAGGCCAAUGCCUAGGAACCUUUUCGUCAGGGGAGCGGAACAGGAUCACUUAAUUGAAACGGAUGAUGAUGAAAGAACACCAACAGGGUAUGCAACUCAGCCCGAACACUUCCAAGUCCCAACAGGAACGAGACAAAGACAACCCAGGCAAAACAAUUCACAGCACGAACGACCUGAAAGGUCAACAGAACCUGCUCGGACGACCAAGCUUGAAGAGAGAACCAGAGUUCUCGAAAUGGCAAUGGGUAAAAUCCUUGCCCGUCUGAUUCCUAAUGACCCCCUGAUUCCUUUGUUGAACAGGGAUGCACAACCGGCUACGGUUGUUGCAACUCGAAACUCCCCCGCUCUAAGCAACAUAGUAGUGCCAACCAAGCCAAGGGGAAGUAGGAGACUAAAUAACGAGCCCAGCUCGUCCAGACACAAUGAAGAGCUGAUGAGAAAGAAUGCAAACCUAGAGAGGCCGCUACGAGAUGUACAAAAAUCCAUCGACGUGCUGAAAAGUCCCAGGUCGCAUCAGCAAACUCUUGAUUUGGAUAGCGCCCCACUGAACCUAUCCAUCACAGCGGAACCAUAUCAAGAGGAGUUCAAAAUUCCCCAUCUAGAGACGUAUGAUGGCUCGGGUGACCCAAACGAGCACCUGCAUACCUAUCAGGCCAUCAUGAGGAUCCAAAAUGCCAAUGAUGCCAUGAUGUGCAAAGUGUUCCCAGCGACACUAAAGUCGACGGCCAGGAGAUGGUAUCAUAAACUCCCCAGACACUCUAUAGACUCGUACUCCCAGCUCGCCAAGCUAUUCUCUAAUAAAUUUGCGAGCCAAAGGGAGAUUAAACGUACAGCGACCGAACUAAUGUCGGUAAGCUUCAUAUUAUCCGAAGAUUUUCAAUCUUCUAAGAGACGAGCUGAUGAUAAGCAAGGAAAAGAGUCCAAGCAGCCUGAAAAUAGAGAUGACAAAAAGAAACAGAAGCAUUGGGUCAAGAGACCCCCCCCACAAACACAUGAUUCUUCACGAGCUGACAGAAGCAAAUACUGCGACUAUCAUCGUGUCUACGGCCAUAACACAGAAGACUGUCAGAGUCUGAAGGACGAGCUCGAAUUCUUGGCUUGCAAUGGAAAAUUGGAGGGGUACGUGCAGAAGCCUUUUGUUCAGCAACCCACCCAGACUCACUUUGUACAAGAGUAUGGCCGAUCUCAAGCACCUGAAUAUCAGCUCAGUGGCAAUCCAAAUUCUUACCAGGCAGGUCUGUACUCAUCUGAGUUGAACAGAUCAUACAAGCGACGCCCGUUCAAUAGGCGUGGGCAAGGGCAGAAAGCACCUACACAGAACCAAAAGGACCACAGAGGGGUUGGGUAUGGUGGAAUACCCCCGCCAUCUGGCACAAUCAAUAUGAUCUCUGGUGUUAGCUUCCUAGUCGUCAAAAUGGAGUCAGCCUUCAACGUCAUAUUAGGAAGGGCUACUUUGUGUGAGCUGAAGGCUAUUAUCUCACAGCCCCAUCUCUGCAUGAAAUUCCCAACACCCAGGGGACCUGAGGGUGUCGAGCAGAAAGCAAAGCCGGUAAAGCCGGUAGAAACAGUUCCUUUAAACCCUGAUGUGCCGGAAAGAACAGUCAAGAUCGACACCAAACUCACAGAAGAAGAACGAGUAGAGCUUUUGGAAUUUUUGCGUGUCAAUCAAGACGUGUUUGCGUGGACUACGGACGAAAUGCAUGGCAUCCCAGUGGAGUUGACAGUUCACAAGCUCAGCACGGACCCCACCAGAAGAAGAGUGGAGUACUUUGAAUGGGUGUCCAACCCUGUGCUCGUAAAGAAACCAAGUGGUAAGUGGAGGAUGUGUAUCGACUUCACCAAUCUAAAUGAUGCGUGUCCAAAAGACCCUCAUCCCUUACCAAAUGUCGAGAAGCUAAUAGAGCGAGCAGCCGAACACGAACGGAUGAGCUUUCUUGAUGCCAGUUCGGGUUAUCACCAGGUCCAGCUGUUGUUAAACGACCAGGAAAAAACAGCUUUCUACACUGGUGACGCAAUCUAUUGCUAUGUGAUGAUGCCUUUUGGCCUGAAAAAUGCUGUCACCAGUGUACGAGCUGAAGAUCACAUAGGCGACUUGAGUGAAACCUUUCAAAACUUGCGCCGAGCCCAAAUGAAGCUAAAUCCCCUUAAAUGCACAUUUGCUGUGGAGUCAAGAAAAUUCCUAGGGUACGUGGUAUCCAAGAAAGGAAUUGAAGUAAACCCAAAGAAGGUUCAGGCCAUUCAGCAGAUGGAGCCACCCAAGACUAUCAAAGAUGUGCAGCGUUUGACGGGCCGUGUCACUACACUGCAUAGAUUCAUAGCCAGGGGAGAGUUUGUAUCUAUACCUGGGGGUUACAAAAGAGACGUGCGUAAGCUAAGAGCUUACUUUCAAUCUCAUCAAAUUGUUGUUUAUACUGAUUUGCCGUUGAGGAAGAUAUUGCAAAAACCAGAACUCUCUGGUCAGCUUAUCGGGUGGAGCAUCGAGCUGAGCGAGUAUGACUUCAAAUUUCAGCCGCGCACAACCAUCAAGGGCCAGGCGGUGGCAAACUUCCUAGUGGAGUGUACAAUGGCAACUGUGGAAGAGAAGGCACUCGAACACCCUGUCUGGGUUUUGUAUGUUGAUGAAGCUACUAAUGUGGAAGGGUCGGGUGCCGGGGCUGUGUUAGUGGGCCCGUAUGGUUUUAAAUCCAAACACGCACUGAAAUUCAAGUUUCAAACGACUAAUAAUGCUGCAGAAUAUGAAGCCCUCAUUUAUGGGUUGAAGCUAGCGUCCGAGCUGAAGAUAGAUAGAAUUCAGGUUUUUAGCGACUCUCAACUCGUCGUGGGCCAGAUCGACAAAAUACCCAGAGCAGAUAACCAACAAGCUGACGAGCUAUCAAGGUUAGCCUCCUCGCAAGAGACCAACCCUCAUAGGUCAACAACAAUGGAGGUACUUGGUGCUCCGAGCUACACCGAUUUCACAGUUGAGUGUCAGCUGCUCAGCACAAAUCCCUCUUCACCGAGCUGGACAACCCCACUAAUAAAUUAUCUGCAAAGUGGCGAGCUGCCUGAAGAUCCGUCCGCUGCAAAGCUGAUUAAGCGCAGGGCGGCACAUUUCACUUUGUUAGAUAAUCAGCUCUACAAACGAGCAACCUCAAUGCCCCUAUUACGCUGCCUUACUCCUUAUGAAGUUGAAUACGUUGUCAGAGAAGUUCAUGAAGGAGUAUGUGGCACAAACAUAGGUGGUAAGACUUUAGCUCGGAAACUCCUGAGGCAUGGGUACUAUUGGCCUACUAUGGUUAAAAACGCACAGAGCUAUGUUAAAAAGUGCCCGACCUACCAGUUCAAUGCUGAUGAAAUUCACAUGCCAAGAGAAAUGCUCUCAUCACUCUCAUCUCCUUGGCCUUUCACUCAAUGGGGAGUCGACCUGCUCGGCCCUUUUGUGAAAGGCAAAGGAGGAUGCAUUUACCUUGUUGUCGCGGUGGAUUACUUCACCAAAUGGAUAGAAGCUAAACCGUUAUCCACGACAACAGAAAAGAAAAUCGAGGAAUUCUUGUUCAAUUCAAUUCUGUGCAGGUUUGGUAUACCUAAGCGGAUCAUUGCUGACAAUGGGCCACAGUUCCGAGCAAUAGCACUGAGGUCGUUUUGUAAUGACUAUGGCAUUGAGCUCGCCCUGACAUCCGUGUAUACUCCGCAGUCAAACGGACAAGCUGAGUCUGCUAAUAAAAUUGUUUUACGAGGCCUCAAGGUGCGUGUUUUAGCUUCACGUUGUAAUUGGGUUGACGAGCUGAAUAAAGUGCUUUGGUCAUGCCGCACUACGCUUAGCUCGGCUACGGGCCAAACCCCAUUCAGCUUGGUGUAUAGAGCUGAGGCCGUCAUCCCAGUAGAGAUCGGGUUACCGUCUAAAAGAGCAGAUCUGCACGACGAUCCUAACAACGAGCAGCUACUGAGAGAGAAAUUAGACCUAGUGGAGGAAGUUAGGGAAAUGUCUCGAAUAAGAAACAUGGCGCACUAGAGUCGUGUUGCAAAAUUUUAUAAUAAAAGAGUUUGAGCUCA
Molecule: messenger RNA, 4372 nt
Organism: Rubroshorea leprosula
Lineage: Eukaryota; Viridiplantae; Streptophyta; Magnoliopsida; Malvales; Dipterocarpaceae
Source: the annotation of a GenBank genome assembly